GUAUGUUUUAUGCAUCAAAUUAAUUUAAAUCAUAAGUUCAAAAUAGAUUUUUUAAUAUAUUUUUUCUCUAAUUUCAGAUAGCCCCGUUGACAAUGAAACAACAGAGAUCCCACCAAUUCCAACCUACCUUGGCCAGGUUGAUGGGAAAGGUUACUACUAUAACAGCUCCUUGCAAAUGAACUGGGAUUCUGCGUCCCACUACUGUGGCAAGUUUGGUUGGAGGCUUGCCGAAAUCAAGACACAAGCCCAGCAGGACCUUUUCAAGUCAAAGACAGAAAGUGGCGAAUUAUGGGGAGGAUUUUGGCUUGGCGCCAGGGAUUCGACAUCCAUCAGCCAAGUCACCUGGGAAGGACAUGAUUGGCCGGAAGAUAUCAAAUUGCAAAAUUUUGGACAGCAAAUGUAUUUCAGUACACCAUUGACAUGUUUAUACUUGUCAGCUUGGUCUUCUUCCUCAUGGGCUACGAUCCAAUGCUCCUUCGAAUGGUUUUCUCCAAUGUGCGAAACCAUUCCAAAAAUAAAUUACUACAGGUUUUAAUUGCGAUGCUAAAUAUUUUAUUAAAAUAAAAAUUGGGUUUAAUUAAGCAUUUAAACUGUA
Folsomia candida is the source of this 595-nucleotide messenger RNA. RefSeq lists its product as uncharacterized. Bases 176 to 535 code for a protein of 119 amino acids. NCBI's taxonomy places the organism in Eukaryota, Metazoa, Arthropoda, Collembola, Entomobryomorpha, Isotomidae. The record is from RefSeq and is a predicted model, not a curated record. The transcript has 3 exons.